Molecule: messenger RNA, 2723 nt
Organism: Canis lupus familiaris (dog)
Lineage: Eukaryota; Metazoa; Chordata; Mammalia; Carnivora; Canidae
Gene: SH2B2
Product: SH2B adaptor protein 2
Exons: 10
Coding region: 324-2723 (799 amino acids)
Biological process (GO): intracellular signal transduction; antigen receptor-mediated signaling pathway
Cellular component (GO): plasma membrane
Molecular function (GO): transmembrane receptor protein tyrosine kinase adaptor activity
Source: RefSeq, a predicted model, not a curated record
UGAGUGAUGACAGCUCCUGGGAAACCCCUCCUUCCCUUUCCAGGGUGCUGUGGAGCCAUGUGCUCUAUGUCCCUUUCCCUUGGGCCCCUGCUUUCCAGAUACUGCAGAGCCCAUGCCCAAGCCCCCUGAGUGCCAGCUUUGCAUGGGGACCCCCUGAGCCACCGGUAAGCCCUAGCCCAGCUCUACUCCCACAGGUCUCUUCCUACCCAGACCAAGGGGCUUCCUCUGGAUUUGUGGUGGUUGGUGUUGCCCCACUGGCCAGGUGGCCCUCUGCCUGGCUCUACACCCAGCUCCCACCCCGCAGUCCACCAGGUCAGAGUCCCAUGUACUAUCCCUGUCUCAGUUUUAGUCCUAGUCCCUCUAGAGCUUGUACAUCCAGGGACACCCACCCUCAGCACCCCUCAUCAUCUGCUCCAUCAGAACUUCCUCCAACGUCCCAGAGGCUCCUGCCCUCAGGGACCCCAGAUGAACCUGUCUUCCCUGGCUCUCAUCCCUGUCCGCAUGGCAGAGCUGGUCUUGCCCAAUCACUGAUACCCUCCACCCUCCUGCCACUUCCACAUCUCCCACCAGUUCCUCCUUGUGGGUCAGAGUCACAAACAACUGGCUCUUCCUCACUUCCUCCUCCCUGGGGAUCAGACCUAGUGUCCUGCCCUCCCUGGCCAAUGACAGCCCACCAGCAGAGCUCAGCCCACUACUCAGAACCAGAACCCAGCAGUGGUGAAGAAGCCAGCGCUGUGUCUCCCUCGCAUCGGCCCCGUUUGACCUCUGAAGAUCUCUCCGGGUGGAGACAGUCUCCCCGUCCCGGUGAAGCCACAGGGGGCUGCGAUGGGACGGGAGCCAUGAAUGGUGCCGCCCCCGGCCCCGCCGCCGCCGCCGCCGCCGCCGCCCCGGUCCCCGACUGGCGGCAGUUCUGCGAGUUGCACGCGCAGGCGGCCGCCGUGGACUUCGCGCACAAGUUCUGCCGCUUCCUGCGGGACAACCCGGCCUACGACACGCCCGACGCCGGCGCCUCCUUCUCCCGCCACUUCGCCGCCAACUUCCUGGACGUGUUCGGCGAGGAGGUGCGCCGCGUGCUGGUGGCCGCCCCCGCCGCCGCCCCCGCCCCCGCCCCCGCCCGCAUGGAGCCCGCCGCGCUCAAGGCCGCCGCCUACGGCCACUCGCGGAGCUCGGAGGACGUGUCCACGCAGGCGGCGGCCAAGGCCCGCGUCCGCAAGGGCUUCUCGCUGCGCAACAUGAGCCUGUGCGUGGUGGACGGCGUGCGCGACAUGUGGCACCGGCGCGCCUCGCCCGAGCCCGACGCGGGCGCCGCCCCGAGGGCCGCCGAGCCCCCCGCCGAGCCUCGCGACAAGUGGACGCGGCGCCUGCGGCUGUCGCGGACGCUGGCGGCCAAGGUGGAGCUGGUGGACAUCCAGCGCGAGGGCGCGCUGCGCUUCAUGGUGGCCGACGACGCGGCGGCGGGCGCGGGCGGCGCGGCCCAGUGGCAGAAGUGCCGCUUGCUCCUCCGCAGGGCCGUGGCCGGCGAGCGCUUCCGACUCGAGUUCUUCGUGCCGCCCAAGGCCUCGAGACCCAAAGUCAGCAUCCCUCUCUCGGCCAUCAUUGAGGUCCGCACCACUAUGCCCCUGGAGAUGCCAGAGAAAGACAACACGUUUGUGCUUAAGGUCGAGAAUGGAGCUGAGUAUAUCCUGGAGACCAUCGACUCACUGCAGAAGCACUCGUGGGUGGCUGACAUCCAGGGCUGUGUGGACCCCGGGGACAGUGAGGAAGACGCUGAGCUCUCCUGUGCCCAGGGAGGCUGUCUGGCCAGUCGAGUGGCCUCCUGCAGCUGUGAGCUCCUGACGGAUGGGGACCAGCCCCGGCCCCCAGAGACCAUGGCAGCCGUGGUGACAGCUCCACACAGCCGAGCUCGAGAUGGCAUUGGGGAGUCCCUGGUCCACGUCCCGCUGGAGACCUUCCUGGAGACCCUGGAAUCCCCAGGUGGCAGCGGCAGAGACAGCAGUAACACAGGGGAAGAGGGAGCAGAGCCGGAACCCGAGGCCGAGCCUGAGCUGGAGCUCUCCGACUACCCCUGGUUCCACGGGACCUUGUCACGGGUCAGGGCAGCUCAGCUGGUGCUAGCAGGCGGGCCCCGGAGCCACGGCCUCUUCGUGAUCCGUCAGAGUGAGACUCGGCCUGGGGAGUACGUGCUGACCUUCAACUUCCAGGGCAAGGCCAAGCACCUGCGCCUGUCCUUGAACGGCCACGGGCAGUGCCACGUCCAGCACCUGUGGUUCCAGUCUGUGCUGGACAUGCUGCGCCACUUCCACACCCACCCGAUCCCCCUGGAGUCCGGGGGCUCUGCAGAUAUCACCCUGCGCAGCUAUGUGCGUGCCCAGGGCCCCCCACCCGCCCCGGGGCCCUCGGCCGCGCCCGCGCCCCCCGCCUGCUGGAGCGAGCCGGCCGGCCAGCACUACUUCUCCAGCCUGGCCGCCGCCGCCUGCCCGCCCGCCUCGCCGUCGGAAGCGGCGGGCGCGUCGUCCUCGUCCGCCUCGUCGUCCUCGGCCGCGUCCGCGCCCGCAGCCCCGCGCCCCGCCGACGGCGCCCUGAGCGCGCGCAGCCGCAGCAACAGCGCCGAGCGCCUCCUGGAGGCGGGGCCCGGCGGCGCCGAGGAGCCCCCCGAGGCGGCGGCGGGGGACGGGGCGCGGGGCCGCGCGCGCGCCGUGGAGAACCAGUACUCGUUCUACUAG